Messenger RNA from Penaeus monodon (black tiger shrimp), 519 nucleotides. RefSeq lists its product as uncharacterized. The record is from RefSeq and is a predicted model, not a curated record. NCBI's taxonomy places the organism in Eukaryota, Metazoa, Arthropoda, Malacostraca, Decapoda, Penaeidae. The coding region runs from base 1 to 519 and encodes 172 amino acids. The transcript has a single exon.
AUGGUGUUGACAGCAUCAUCUUUCUUGGACGUUGAGAAGGCAUUCGAGCUUCCAAACAGUAGGGCCAUCAUUAAUAUCUUAGCUUCCAGAGGUGUAUCUGGCAAGUUGCUUAGCUGGACUAGUGACUACCUCCAGUUGAGGAAGGCACAUGUCAGAUUUCAGGGUACCCUCUCCGACAUCCAGAUCUUUGAGAAUGGAACGCCCCACGGAUGCAUACUAAGUCCUUUCCUCUUCAACAUGCUGAAAGCAGAUCUCAUAUCCAUUCCGCUUCCUCCUAAUACAUACUUGCUUGCAUAUGCUGACGAUCUUCAGCUAAUUUCCACUGGCAGACAUCGAUUUGCACAUGCCCAAAUAGCUCUCGACCGACUUCAUAGCAGGUGUCAGUCUCUGGGCUUGAAAAUCAACUCACAGAAGACCAGGGGAUUGCAGACUAGACAUUCCAUCAGCAAUCAAGGAAGAAAAGAUAAAUUGGGUCGCUUCACACAAAUGUUUGGGGGUGUUCUUCAGUACUUAGAAUGA